Messenger RNA from Rhinopithecus roxellana (golden snub-nosed monkey), 2355 nucleotides. RefSeq names its product pyrroline-5-carboxylate reductase 2 (gene PYCR2). Gene Ontology annotation, molecular function: pyrroline-5-carboxylate reductase activity. Lineage: Eukaryota; Metazoa; Chordata; Mammalia; Primates; Cercopithecidae. Bases 977 to 1798 code for a protein of 273 amino acids. The transcript is spliced from 6 exons. Gene Ontology annotation, biological process: L-proline biosynthetic process. The record is from RefSeq and is a predicted model, not a curated record.
GGAGCGGGGCGGAGUGGGAAGCGGGUGGAGGCCCUGGAAAAGGAUGACCUGAGAUGAAGUGAGUCCGCCCGUCCCUGCGCCCAAGUGCUGGUCUUUGGCCGGCGGUGACAUUCACUCCAGGAACAUCACAAGCUUUCCACCUUCUCUUGGGCAGCUCAGUGUGGUGGCAACACCAAAGCAGACAUACUGGGGGUCAGAUCCAGACACUGGAGUGGUAGAGGAUCAACUGAGGUAAUAUGAUGAAAGCACCUGGCACAUAGUAGGUACCCAAUAAACACUCAUUUAAAACAAUUUUUUUUCAGACAGGGUCUUACUCUGUUGCCCAGGUUGGAGUGCAGUGGCACGAUCUCAGUUCACUGCAGCCUCCGCCUCCCGAGUUCAAGCGAUCCUCCCACCUCAGCCUCCCAAGUAGCUGGGAUUACAGACACCCACCACGCUCGGCUAAUUUUUGUAUUUUUAGUAGAGAAUACUGUUGGCCAGGCUGGUCUCAAACUCCUGGCCUCAAAUGAUCUGCCCGCCUCGGCCUCCCAAAGUGCUGGGAUUACAGGGGUGAGCACCCUCAGCCAUUUUUCUUAAUAGACUAGUUGUAUGACCUUAAAGUGCUCAGCCACUUUGAGGCUAUUUCCUCAUUUUACAACAGUGGCCACUUUGCUGUUAUUCUGAGCUGUGAAUGAGCAUAUUGGGAAGAAUCUGGUGAGUUAGUUGUUCUGCUCUCCAAAAACAUAUUCCAAGUCUUUACCCAAAACCUGUGCUCUGUGGGAGAGGAUGGUUGAUGAGGCAGGUGACAGGCAGUGUCUGUGUCUAGGGUGGGCUGAUGUCCCUAGAACUGGAGGGUCUUACUUCUCAGUUUGGAGUCAUAGAGGAAUGGAUGACUUCCAGCCUAGCCCUGGACCGCGUGGAGACUGUGCGUUCCCCACGAACAAGCAGCCAGAGUUAGGAUGGGGCCUGACUCAGCUGUUCUUCUGAUGACCAGAAGAUGGGUGUGAACCUGACACGCAGCAACAAGGAGACAGUGAAGCACAGCGAUGUCCUGUUUCUGGCCGUGAAGCCACAUAUCAUCCCCUUCAUUCUGGAUGAGAUUGGGGCCGACAUACAAGCCAGACACAUCGUGGUCUCCUGUGCGGCUGGUGUCACCAUCAGCUCUGUGGAGAAGAAGCUGAUGGCGUUCCAGCCAGCCCCCAAAGUGAUUCGCUGCAUGACCAACACACCUGUGGUAGUGCGGGAAGGCGCUACAGUGUACGCCACGGGCACCCAUGCCCUGGUGGAGGAUGGGCAGCUCCUGGAGCAGCUCAUGAGCAGCGUGGGCUUCUGCACUGAGGUGGAAGAGGACCUCAUCGAUGCCGUCACGGGGCUCAGUGGCAGCGGGCCUGCCUAUGCAUUCAUGGCUCUGGAUGCAUUGGCUGAUGGUGGGGUGAAAAUGGGUUUGCCACGGCGCCUGGCAGUCCGACUCGGGGCCCAGGCCUUGCUGGGAGCUGCCAAGAUGCUGCUGGACUCGGAGCAGCAUCCAUGCCAGCUCAAGGACAAUGUCUGCUCCCCUGGGGGAGCCACCAUCCACGCCCUGCACUUUCUGGAGAGUGGGGGCUUCCGCUCUCUGCUCAUCAAUGCAGUUGAGGCCUCCUGUAUCCGAACACGAGAGCUACAGUCCAUGGCCGACCAAGAAAAGAUCUCCCCAGCUGCCCUUAAGAAGACGCUCCUAGACAGAGUGAAGCUGGAAUCCCCCACAGUCUCCACACUGACCCCCUCCAGCCCAGGGAAGCUCCUUACAAGAAGCCUGGCCCUGGGUGGCAAGAAGGACUAAGGCAGCAUCUACCCACUCUGUGAUUUAGAGCCCUCAGUUGAGAGCCCCUGCCCCACCCCCUCCAUUGCUCCUCCUCACCUUUGCAAGGAGAAAGCAGGCUCAGGUAGUUUUCAGGGCUUUGUGAUAAAACCUCCUUAAAUCUGUUCAGACCAAGCAGUGCGAGCUUCCUCUCCUGUGCCAUGUUGGAAGAUGUUCUGAAGGGGUGAUAGAUGCUGGAAGCCAGACACAACCCUGCAUACCCCACUCAGUUGGCGGAGGCUGGGGCUGGGACUGGAGUCAGCCCAGCUGGGAGGAAGGGCUAGGGAGGAUCUGCAGCUAAAGCCCAAGGCAGGGUUGGUUUGAUGCCAAGGCAAAGUGGUGAGAGAGAAAAUAGGAAAGGGGCUUUUCUCUGAAUUGGUAAAUGGGAACGAAGGGAGCAACUUAAGAUUGUCACAAUCACAAGUAUACAGGAUUAGACUGUGUUUAUAUUUAACUCUUGCUUCAUAAGUGUACCAUUUAAAGAGUGUACCAUUUAAUGCUAAGUUUAACUGCUUUAAUAAAGUUUGUUUUUAAAUAUC